Molecule: messenger RNA, 432 nt
Organism: Helianthus annuus (common sunflower)
Lineage: Eukaryota; Viridiplantae; Streptophyta; Magnoliopsida; Asterales; Asteraceae
Product: AP2-like ethylene-responsive transcription factor AIL1
Exons: 4
Coding region: 1-432 (143 amino acids)
Biological process (GO): regulation of DNA-templated transcription
Molecular function (GO): DNA-binding transcription factor activity; DNA binding
Source: RefSeq, a predicted model, not a curated record
AUGGAUUUGCAAUUAGGGACAUAUGAUGAAGAAGAAUCUGCCGCAAAAGCAUACGAUUUAGCAGCACUCAAGUUUUUCGGAACGUCUACGCAAACUAAUUUCCUGGUGACUGAGUAUGAGAAAGAUUUGGAAAUGAUGGAGAAGAAAACCAAGGAGGACUAUCUCGACAUUUUAAGAAGACAUCAUCGUAAUAGAUGGGAAGCUAGGAUUGGAAACGUCCGUGGCAAAAAAUCUCUCUACAUUGGCACUUACAGUACUGAAGAGGAGGCUGCACGUGCUUAUGACGUUGUAGCAAUAAAAAACAAAGGAACUAAUGCAGCAACAAAUUUUGACAAAAGCACAUAUACAAGAAGCAUGACACCUGGGUCCAAUUCUGCCGAAGAUCAGCCGCUGCCACCCACCACCACCACCUCGAGCCAUCACAUCAGUUAA